AUGGCUGGAUUCAGGGGCAACACGGCGGGCAUGACCCCUUUGGUUGGCUACGACUCUGGUAUCAUCGGAGGUGUCCUCUCGCUACCACCUUUCCAGGAUGACUUCAACUUCAAGUCGAAGCAUCAGACUGCAGUCCAGUCGCUCUCGGUCGCAUUACAGCAGCUCGGUGCUUUCGUUGCUUGCUUUGCCAUCUGGCCGAUCACCAACAGAUAUGGCCGGAAAUGGGCAAUUGCACUCUGUGCCAACAUCUUCUGCAUUGGCGCCGCCAUCCAGACCGCGAACACACACUCCACUUCUGUCUUCUACAUCGGUCGCGUCAUUGCUGGUCUCGGACUAGGUGGCAGCAGCGUCGUUGUACCAAUGUUUAGUGGCGAAAUGGUGCCCAAACAGAUUCGUGGUCAGAUUGGUUCCUUCUACCAGCUCAUGUUCACGCUAGGAAUCUUCACCUCCUACUGGUGUGACUGGGGCGUUGCGCGCAACUACGCCAAUAACGACUCACGCAUGUGGCAGAUUCCGGUCGGUUUGCAAAUCCUGUGGGCUGGACUACUGGUACUCGGCAUGUUCACGGUCAAAGAGAGCGCGAGAUGGCUGAUGGCCGCCGGCAGGACUGAAGAGGCGUGGGAGAGCCUGAAAUGGGUUCGUGCUGAUGACGGCCCGAUCACACAAGCUGAGUUCCAGGAGAUACGCGAGGGUGUCGAACUGGAGGCUCAUGCUCGCGAGGGCUUCCGCAUGGUUGAAAUGAUCCAGGGUGGCAACCUUCGGCGCACUUUGACGGCCUCGGGCGUCUUCAUCGCACAGCAAGCCACUGGCGCCACCGCCUUCGCUUACUACGGACCGCAGUACUUCAAGUUGAUGGUCGGCGGCAAUGCGCAGUCCAACCUCCUUUUGACUGCCAUCUUCGGUGCCAUCAAGGUCGCAGCCUGUCUCGCCUUCGUCCUCUCCGUUGCCGACAGGGUGGGCCGCCGUACCGUCUUCACCGUGGGUGCAGCUUUCAUGGCCGCAUGCCAGAUCAGCACUGCCGUGGUCGUCGCGACUCAUCCUCUCCCGAAACUAGCAGACGCUCACGUCACGCACAGCGGUAUCGCCACGAUCGCUCUGAUCUACCUUUUUGUCAUCGCCUACAACUUCAGCUGGGGUCCGCUUCCGUGGCCCUACGUUGCUGAGAUCUUCCCGGCUCGUACCCGCGCACCUGGCACUGCUAUCGGCGUUGCCAGCCAGUGGUUGUUCAAUUUUGUCUUCAGCUUGACUACCCCAUACAUGAUUAAGAACUUGUCGUGGGGUACAUUCCUGCUGUGGGGCAUCUUCGACAUUUGCAUUGCAUUGUUUGCGUGGUUUUGCCUGUCCGAGACGCAGGGCAAGUCGCUUGAAGAGAUUACGCAGACGACCUCACACCGCAGCAAUACUGGCAUGAGGAACUUGGUCAGCGAGGAGGAUUGCAUGGGCAGUAUGAGAAGUGGUGAGAGCCCAGAUGCAAAGCUCAAGUGA
This is a messenger RNA of Recurvomyces mirabilis, 1485 nucleotides long. RefSeq lists its product as uncharacterized. The record is from RefSeq and is a predicted model, not a curated record. The transcript is spliced from 2 exons. The coding region runs from base 1 to 1485 and encodes 494 amino acids. NCBI's taxonomy places the organism in Eukaryota, Fungi, Ascomycota, Dothideomycetes, Mycosphaerellales, Teratosphaeriaceae. Gene Ontology annotation, molecular function: carbohydrate:proton symporter activity. Gene Ontology annotation, cellular component: membrane. Gene Ontology annotation, biological process: transmembrane transport; carbohydrate transport.